Messenger RNA from Arabidopsis lyrata subsp. lyrata, 1305 nucleotides. Its product is annotated as late embryogenesis abundant protein 1. The transcript has 2 exons. NCBI's taxonomy places the organism in Eukaryota, Viridiplantae, Streptophyta, Magnoliopsida, Brassicales, Brassicaceae. The coding region runs from base 169 to 1203 and encodes 344 amino acids. The record is from RefSeq and is a predicted model, not a curated record.
CACGUGUGACGAUAGCAACACGUGUCAAAUUCGUACUGCCAGCUGUCCUAAAUGUUUUCUAUAAGUUCGCAACAUAGAUAAUGCAAGAAGAGAGACUACCGAUCGACAAAUUCAGACAAAUACAUUUUAUAAAGCCAAAUUAAGAAGAAGAAAUUGUUUCUUUGAUUGAUGAACAUGGCGGCUAUGCAACUAACGAGAACUGUUUUCUUCGGUCUCUCAAAGGCUUUCCCCAAAAGCCAAGCUCCGAGAACUCUUGCGGUGGUGAUUGGUCGGAAAAGCUCUCGUGUCUUUUUUGCCUCGUCGGUUAACCAUUCUAAGGGAAGAUAUGAUCCGGUAGAGAAAGCGAGAGACUCGAGGGCCGAUUUGGCGUAUGAUUCGAAGAAAUGGAGAGAAGAAUCCGGAGAAUACGCAGAAGCAGGCAAAGAGAAAGCCCACGAGAUAAAAGAGGAAGCUAAAGACAAAGCUAACGAUGUGAAAGAGAGAACGAAAGAUUAUGCUGAACAAACUAAGGGUAAAGUGAAUGAAAGAGCAAGCAGAGCCGCUGAUAAAGCCUACGAAACGAAAGAGAAGGCCAAGGACAAAGCCUAUGACGUGAAAGAGAAGACAAAAGAUUACGCAGAAGAAACUAAGGAUAAAGUCAAUGAAGGAGCAAGUAGAGCAGCUGAUAAAGCCUACGAGACGAAAGAGAAGGCUAAGGACAAAGCCUAUGAUGUGAAAGAGAAGGCAAAAGAUUACGCAGAAGAAACUAAGGAUAAAGUCAAGGAAGGAGCAAGUAGAGCAGCUGAUAAAGCUUACGAGACGAAAGAGAAGGCUAAGGAUAAAGCUUACGAUGUGAAGGAGAAAACGAAGGAUUAUGCGGAACAAACUAAGGAUAAGGUGAAUGAAGGAGCGAAUAGAGCUGCGGAUAAAGCAGAAGAAACAAAAGAUAAAGCCAAGGACUAUGCAGAGGACUCAAAGGAGAAAGCAGAGGAUAUGGCACAUGGGUUUAAAGAAAAGGCUCAAGAUAUUGGGGAGAAGACUAAGGAGACUGUGAAAGAUGUGUGGGAGACGGCGAAGAGCACGGCUCAAAAGGUAACUGAGGCUGUGGUUGGGUCCGGUGAGGAGGCGGAUAGGGCUAGGGAUGAUGUUGAUAAAGGCUUGGAGGAUCUCUCGAAAAAGGCGAAUGAAAAUCGGGAUAAGGAUGAUGAUUUCAAGAGGUUCUAAAUUCACUAAUCAUCUUGUACUUUAAUUUUCUUUUGUUGUAUGUUUAAAAAGCUCUGUUUCAGAAACUUUUUAUAGUAGGGUGUUAAAGGUUUUUAACAAACU